UUCUCGCAUGCCCGAAAUGGCUUCUUUCCUACUCCAAUUCUCGUAAUAUGCUCACAUAUUCAUUUACACUAUUCUCAUCCAAACGCGGGCUCUUACACGUUUUGAUUGUCGAACAGUCCGCCACAUAGAACCUAACUGGUUUGACCAGCACAACUUACAGGGUUAAUAACCGUAGAUACUGGAUAAGAAAAGCACACGAAUAAUCAUUAUACAGAGUCAGAUACAAUUAGAUACGCGAUUCCCCCAGCCUUAUAUAUGGAGAAGCCAAAGAGUUUCUUCUAGUAGACUAGCAGUUAUACAAAUAUACGGGCAACUUCAGCAAGAAUAUCAAUGUUAACAAAGAACUGUAUCCUUUCUAUUGUGAACCAACUGAAAAUAUGUUCAAGUAGAAGGCAGCUGGAAUCCCUAUACUCUUUGAUGCUAAAGAAUGGUGCAACCAAAGACUGUUUCUUGAUGAACCAGUUCAUUGCUACAUGUUCUUCACUUAAUAACCCAGAUUUUGCAUCCCUUGCAUUUUCCCAGAUGGAAAAUCCCAAUGUGUUCGUUUACAACGCAUUAAUAAGAGCUUUUGUUCAUUGUCAUAGCCCACUUAAAGCAUUACUGUUGUAUAUAGACUUGUUAAGAACUCAAAAUAUUCCAACAAGCUAUACAUUUUCGUCAGUUAUUAAGGGUUGUACGUUGAUGUGUGGUCUAAGAUUAGGGGAAUGUGUACAUGGGCAUAUUUGGGAAUAUGGGUUUGGAUCCCAUGUUUUUGUUCAAACUGGUCUAAUUGAUUUUUACUCUAAUUUGGGUAGAGUUGAUUUAGCGAGAUUAGUGUUUGAUGAAAUGCCUGAAAGAGAUAAUUUUGCUUGGGCUGCAAUGGUUUCAGCCCAUGCCGACGCUGGGGAUUUGGGUUCUGCUAGAAGUUUGUUUGAUGAGAUGCCUGAAAAAAUUACUGUUGCUUGUAAUGCUAUGAUCAAUGGAUAUGCAAGAACAGGGGAUGUCGAGUCGGCUGAGCUGUUGUUUAAGGAAAUGUCAAGGAAGGAUUUGAUUGCGUGGACGACAAUGAUUAACUGCUACUCUCAGAACAGGAAGUAUGGACUAGCUAUAGAGGUUUUUUAUGACAUGAAGAGUAACUUGAUCACUCCUGAUGAAGUAACAAUGACGACUGUUAUUUCUGCUUGUGCACAUCUCGGCGUCCUGGAUCAAGGAAAGGAGAUGCAUCUUUAUGUUAUGCAAAAAGGUUUUGAUCUUGGUGUGCAUAUCGGGUCUGCAUUAAUUGACAUGUAUGCAAAAUGUGGGAGUUUGGAGAGAUCACUCUUGGUAUUCUAUAAAUUGAGGGAGAAAAACCUUUUCUGUUGGAAUUCUGUUAUCGAUGGAUUGGCUGUUCAUGGUUAUGCAGAAGAAGCAUUAGCUCUUUUUAGCAGGAUGGAGAAAGAAAAGGUAAAGCCAAAUGGUAUUACUUUCGUCAGCGUUCUUACAGCUUGUACUCAUGCAGGGCUAGUUGAGAAGGGUCGAAAGACUUUUCUAAGUAUGACUCAAGAAUAUGGCAUCGUUCCUGAAAUGGAGCACUAUGGAUGCAUGGUUGAUCUAUUGUGUAAAGCCGGUUUGCUAGAGGAAGCACUAGAGAUUAUAAGAAGCAUGACAGUGGAGCCAAAUGCUGUUAUUUGGGGUGCUUUACUUGGUGGUUGCAAGCUUCAGAAGAACUUGGAAAUUGCUCAAGUUGCUGUCAAAAAGUUGAGCGUUUUGGAGCCAAACAACAGUGGCUAUUACACCCUCCUAGUGAACAUGUAUGCUAAUGCAAAUAGAUGGAGUGAAGUCGCCCGGAUCAGAGCAUUCGUGAGAGAGCUAGGAGUGGGAAAAGAAUAUCCGGGCUCCAGUUGGAUCGAAAUAAAGAAAAAGAUCCAUCAGUUUGCAGCUUGUGAUAAUUAUCACCAUUCUUCACAGGAGAUUUAUUCCUUACUAGAUGGAUUAGAUGGGCAACUUAAGCUGGCUGGCCAAGUUGAGGAGCUUGAAUUUGUUCUCUAAUGACAGGACAAAGACAUUGUUGA
Solanum dulcamara is the source of this 2030-nucleotide messenger RNA. Its product is annotated as folate transporter 1, chloroplastic-like. Gene Ontology annotation, cellular component: mitochondrial membrane. Gene Ontology annotation, molecular function: protein binding; folic acid transmembrane transporter activity; RNA binding. Gene Ontology annotation, biological process: nucleotide transport; folate import into mitochondrion; mitochondrial transport. Lineage: Eukaryota; Viridiplantae; Streptophyta; Magnoliopsida; Solanales; Solanaceae. The record is from RefSeq and is a predicted model, not a curated record. The coding region runs from base 331 to 2007 and encodes 558 amino acids. The transcript has 2 exons.